This is a messenger RNA of Thunnus maccoyii (southern bluefin tuna), 1641 nucleotides long. Its product is annotated as sulfotransferase 1C2-like. NCBI's taxonomy places the organism in Eukaryota, Metazoa, Chordata, Actinopteri, Scombriformes, Scombridae. The coding region runs from base 454 to 1404 and encodes 316 amino acids. Gene Ontology annotation, molecular function: sulfotransferase activity. The transcript is spliced from 8 exons. The record is from RefSeq and is a predicted model, not a curated record. Gene Ontology annotation, cellular component: cytoplasm. Gene Ontology annotation, biological process: sulfation.
GCAAGGGCGCGAAGGCCCGUUCAACGCUGCUUGCAGCUUUAAUUAUUAUUACAACUCUUUGACCUCAAAUAACUUCUACAAACGUGUGCCAAAACUCACGAAAAUUGGCGUGCGCAUCAGUUCUGGUGAAAAUUUCAGAUUUUAUGGGUCUCCCAAAAAAUGCGGGGAAAAAUGGCUCGACAGCGCCACCUAGAAAAUUAAGAAAAGCGAGCCCCAUGAUACAGAUCGUCGUAGAACAAUGUAAUUUGGUGUGCGUAUAUAUCAUGACCAGACGCACCAAAAACUCUCUUGGAGCCAUACCCUAAAUCCAACAGGAAGUUGGCCAUUUUGGUUCAAAUUUGUGAUUUUCACACCAAUUUUGCCGUUUUUAGCCCGCGUACUUUAACGAACUCCUCCUAGGGAUUUGACCUCCGCAACAUCAUAUUCGGUCAGUAUCAUCUACAGACCUGGGAGAUGAAAAGUUAUCAAAACGUCAUGUCAGAGGAAGGAGAGUUGACCUACAGUGAAGCGAUUCAGAAGGCCAGUGACUCCAUCACUCGCUUCCCUCUCAUCCCAGUCAGAGAGAUUCCUCUCAUGAGCCACAUUGCCAACAACUGGGACUCUAUCUGGGCUUUCCGUCCUGACCCCUCAGACCUCCUCAUUGCCACCUACCCUAAAUCAGGGACAACGUGGAUGCAGGAGAUAGUUGAUCUGCUCUUUCACAACGGAGAUGCAGAAGUCUGCAGACGAGCCCCCACACCAGUACGCAGUCCUUUCCUAGAGAUCUGCUCCCCACCACCCAUCCCCUCAGGUCUUGAUCUUCUGAAGAAAAUGGAUCCCCCAAGAGUUAUCAAGACACAUCUUCAUUUUCAGCUUGUGCCUCCUGGGUUUUGGGAAAACAAGUGCAAGGCUAUCUACGUGGCACGCAAUGCCAAAGACAACCUGGUGAGCUACUACCACUUUGACCGUAUGAAUCUGGCCCAGCCUGAGCCCGGGCCCUGGGAGGGAUACAUCCACAAGUUCAUGCGAGGGGAAUUGUCGUGGGGCUCUUGGUAUGACCAUGUGAAAGGUUACUGGAUGGAGAAAGAGAAGAGGAACAUUCUUUACCUCUUCUAUGAAGACAUGAAAGAGAAUCCUCGGUGUGAAGUGGAGCGCAUCAUGAGGUACCUGGACUUAUCGCUCCAUGAUGAGGUCAUCACUCGUAUUGUGGAGCUUACAUCAUUUAAGAACAUGAAGGAGAACCCGAUGGCCAACUACUCCUGCAUCCCAGCAGCUGUUUUUGAUCAAACCAUCUCUCCCUUCAUGAGAAAAGGUGAAGUUGGCGAUUGGAUGAACCAUUUCACACCUGAGCAGUCUAAGGUGUUUGAUGAAGAUUAUGAAAAGCAAAUGAAGGACAUCAGCAUACCAUUCAGGACCCUUCUCUAAUUGAUUCCUGGGUUUUCCAAAUUGAUGCAGCUCUGCAAAUCAAAGACGAAUGCGCUGAUACUGUGCAGCACUCAAAUGGCAGAAAUUUGACACUAGCUGAAAACCAAAAACAAUGAAUAAAAAGAAAAAAAUGUUUGAUUCACUUCUCAAGCCUGGAUCUUAAACACUGCACCUCCUAAUGUAUAGAUACAGAGGAAAUGUAUGUUUUAAGGAUCAAUAAAAAUGUGCUCCACAAUG